CCCUCAGUCUCAAACCCUCAAACAUCGCACAGACUCUGCGCUCCCAGACAGCUCUCUCUUUUCAUCAGUCUGCCAUCCACCUGUCUUUCCUUUCUCUCUACGCUCUUUUUAAACUCAUCACCCUAUUUUUGCUCGGGGACUCUUCUGUGUGCAUGAGAGAGUGUGUGUGUGUCUUUGUGAUUAAGAGUGUGUGAGUUCGCUACUGUGUGUGUGUGUGUGUGUGUACACGUCUGGAGUGAUGGCGCUGGGAAUGCCGUACUCGGACGCGAAGAGUUCCCUGAAUGGGAGCGCGGACUUCGAGCACAGCUGGAAUGCGGAGGCCCCUACGCCGCCCCCCAUGCAGAGCUACCUCAUUCUGACCAUCUUCACCUGCUUCUGUCCGGCCUACCCGGUCAACAUCGUCGCCCUGGUCUUCUCCCUCAUGUCGAGGAAAAGCUAUGAACUGGGUGACUACGAGGGCUCAAAGCGGCUUGGCAAGCAAGCGUUACACGUAGCCAUUGCCUCUUUUAUCAUUGGCAUCAUCAUCAUCAUCAUCUUCUUUGUCGUCCAAUUCGCCCUGAUUGAACUCUGAAGGAAGACAAUUCUUGAGGGUGGAGGCAUCGUUUCCUAACCUGUGCAUCUGUGGGUGAAUGGGUGAUGCUAUCUUUACAGACUGAAAAGAAAAGGGGUUUGGGGAACAUCACUGGAAUGUAAUCCCUAUAGUGGUAAGAAGGUCUUCCAGCCCAACUUUGGUUUCCAGGGAUGGUUUCACUGUCCUCGACCUUGCAGGAGCUCUCUUGGGCUGUGGAUCUGACCAUCAAUGGCUGACACAGGAAUAUAUUCAAUCAAUGAAGAGGUCAGGAAGAAAACAGUUCUGUCAUUCAAAUGACAUCAAAUGGGUCAUUCUAUGAAACGGGUGCCAUUUGUUUCCACGACAUUUGAUGAGAUGCAUUAGGCACAAACUAGACCCAAAGUGUGUUUCUAAAGCCUAAAGCUAAUAAUUCAAGGGUUCUUGUUAACAUGAUGUACAAUAAAAUACAAUUCUUAAAGAGUGUCACACUAUUUUUAACCAUUUUACACAAGUGCAUGGCAAUUUCCAUGUGUCUGGGUUGACCAACAUGCCAUUUACAUCUAAAAUAUCACCACGUAAAUGUUUAAACUUAUAUUCUGAAUUAAAUCUAUUUUCCUGAUGACAUUAGACAUAUUUAUUCAGAAUAAUAUGGUUAUUUAUGAAUAU
Molecule: messenger RNA, 1216 nt
Organism: Alosa sapidissima (American shad)
Lineage: Eukaryota; Metazoa; Chordata; Actinopteri; Clupeiformes; Clupeidae
Product: transmembrane protein 233-like
Exons: 3
Coding region: 239-571 (110 amino acids)
Cellular component (GO): membrane
Source: RefSeq, a predicted model, not a curated record